UCUGCUCUGUUCUCUCGACAGGCCGCCUAUUUUUAGUCCCCUGCCUCCGAUUCGAUCCUCCACACAUUUUCGAUUCAAGCAAGCUUCAUCGUCCCAUUCUAGCCUUGUACUCUUAACUAAUGGCUUCUUUUGCCUCGAUCCUCGCACUACUUGUUCUUGCGAGCUUAGCUCAAGCGAGCGCGGGAGCAAGACGGUUAACGAGCUUAGUUCAGCAGCCAGCGGAGCUCCUCACGUACCACAAUGGGGCUGUGCUGCAUGGCGACAUCCCUAUUUCCGUCAUGUGGUACGGGGCUUUUAGCCCUUCGCAGAAGGCCAUCAUCUCAGACUUCCUCCUCUCCCUCACGCCCACCUCCCGGACACAGCCAUUAGCCCCUUCCGUGCCCCAGUGGUGGGGCACCAUCGACCGAUUGUACCUGUCCAAAGCCGGGAACAAGAAGAAGACCACCGUCGUGGUCGCCAGCCAAGUGUCGGACGAGGAAUGCUCGCUGGGCAAGUCGCUGAAGAUGUCGCAGGUGUCGGGGCUGGCUGCUAAGGCCGGGCCGAAGAAGGGCGGCAUCGCGGUGGUUUUCACGGCCGAGGAUGUGGCCGUCGAGGGCUUUUGCAUGAGCCGGUGCGGCUCGCACUGGUCGAACAGCAAGUCCGGCACGGCCUAUAUCUGGGUAGGGAACGCGGCGAAGCAGUGCCCGGGCCAGUGCGCCUGGCCCUUCCACCAGCCCCUCUACGGUCCGCAGACGCCGCCCCUUGUGGCACCCAACGGCGACGUCGGGGCCGACGGCAUGGUGAUCAACCUGGCGAGAAUGGUGGCCGGCGCGGUCACGAACCCGUUCGGAGACGGCUUCUACCAGGGGCCGAAAUCGGCGCCGCUGGAGGCGGCCACGGCGUGCCCCGGUGUGUACGCGAAGGGAUCCUACCCAGGCUACGCCGGCGACCUAAAGGUAGACCCCUCCACCGGGGCCAGCUACAACGCGAACGGGGUCGGCGGUAGAAAACACUUGCUCCCUGCUCUGUUUGACCCGGCCACUUCUACUUGCUCCACUCUCGUCUAGACUCUGUUUCCUAAUUUCCAUUCGCCAUUGCUGUACAAACUGCUAGCUAUAUCACAAAUUGUUUUAUUCUUUUUUAUUAGCUAUUAAUAAAAUAAUCUCUAUCACAAGUGCUACUUUA
Molecule: messenger RNA, 1164 nt
Organism: Zingiber officinale
Lineage: Eukaryota; Viridiplantae; Streptophyta; Magnoliopsida; Zingiberales; Zingiberaceae
Product: protein PHOSPHATE-INDUCED 1-like
Exons: 1
Coding region: 120-1046 (308 amino acids)
Source: RefSeq, a predicted model, not a curated record